UUCAUGGGUAGAGGAGGUUUAUGCAAAUCACUGCUAAUUGCUGGACUAGUCUUCUCACUAGUCUACAUUCUCCUAUCUAGCUAUCCUUGCUGUCAAUCUUCUUCUCACCUCCUUUCUUCCUUUAGUAAGGGAUGGAACUCUUAUGCUCAUGGCAGUUCUGCCAUUCAACCCACCACUCCUACUGACAUUAGCCACAUUGUGUUCGGCAUAGCCGGUUCUGCGAGUACUUGGAGAAGCAGGAGAAAUUACAUUGAAGCAUGGUGGAGGCCAAACGUGACCAGGGGAUACGUCUGGUUAGAAAGAUUUCCCACAGACUACUUCCCAUGGUCUCCAUCUUCUCCUCCCUUUCGGGUUUCUGAGGACACCGGAAGAUUCAAGGAUUACGACAGACACGGGAUGCGAUUUGCAAUUCGAAUGGUCCGUGUGAUCUUGGAGACUUUCAGGGAGGAUCAUGAGGAUGUGAGAUGGUAUGUGAUGGCUGAUGAUGACACAGUCCUCGUUAUUGAUAAUCUAGUGAAGCUCCUCUCUACCUACGAUCAUAACAACUAUUUGUACAUCGGCCAUAGCUCGGAGUGCACUUCAGCCAACGCCUUGAACUCAUACGAAAUGGCAUUUGGUGGGGCUGGCUAUGCUUUGAGCUACCCUCUGGCAAAGGCGGUGGUCAGUCAUUUAGACGAGUGCGUCAAGAGAUAUCCCACCUUGUUUGGGAGUGACCAUAUACUACAAUCCUGUAUUUCUGAGUUGGGGAUCUCGUUAACUCAUGAACGRGGUUUUCAUCAGAUCGAUCUGCGUGGGGACAUAUCAGGUUUCUUAUCAGCUCAUCCACAGGUUCCCUUCAUCUCCCUCCACCACCUUGACGUGGUGGAACCCAUCUUCCCUUCCAUGGAUCGUUAUCAAUCCCUAAGACACCUUAUGAARGCUGCGGAAGCCGAUUCUUCUCGUCUCCUGCAACAAACCAUCUGUUACGACAAGAACAAUAGCUGGAGCUUAUCCAUCUCUUGGGGAUAUUCUGCACAUAUUUAUGAGAGAAUUCAGUACCCCAGCAUUUUACAGAUGCCGAUCGAGACAUUCAAGCCAUUUAGCAGCUGGGCUAGGCCUGCUUUCGUGUUCAACACCAGGCCCCCAUCCCGUCAUCCAUGCGAAGCUCCCCAUGUCUUCUUUUUUCAAUCCGUAGUUCCAGCCAGCGCAACCGAAUUUCUUACAACUUACACUCGAAGAUCUCCACGAUGGUUACCGCCUUGUUCCUCAAACGGCAAUCACUCCGCCGAUCGGAUCUCAGAGGUUCGGGUAUUCUCCUCUGCAAAGAGGCUCGACUGGAUUGGAACAAGAAGAGAAUGCUGUGAUUUUGUCGGUAACUCUGGAAUGAACGUCUCCGAGGUGAGAAUUAGGACAUGUAUGGAGAACGAAGGACUAACGUGACGUGACCACAAGACUCUCUUGCUUGAGGAGGGGGACAAGUCAACUACACUUGGAUAUUGAGGGAAAGAAACUGAAUAUAUUUUCAUAACUGUCCUCUGUUUUUACUGAAGUACCAUUACGUUUUGUUUACCAAAAAAAAGAAUUACCCUUACGUUUCUGCAACUGGAUAUACCAAAUGUUAUUAGACCUGUUCAU
Messenger RNA from Nelumbo nucifera (sacred lotus), 1614 nucleotides. RefSeq lists its product as uncharacterized. The record is from RefSeq and is a predicted model, not a curated record. NCBI's taxonomy places the organism in Eukaryota, Viridiplantae, Streptophyta, Magnoliopsida, Proteales, Nelumbonaceae.